GUGCUGGGGGUACAGCAAUGAAUUAGACAAUAAGCUUGUUCUCUGGUAUGGGGACACAUACUAAAAAAAGAUGUGAUAAUGGAUCAUCAAGCGUCCACCAUCAAACCUCGAAGAAUCCAAAACCAAAAUGUCAUUCACCGCUUGGAACACCGACGGAUCAGCUCAGGCAAGGCAGGUACCCACUGGCAUCAGGUCCGAGUGUUCCACCAGAAUGUCUUCCCCAACUUUACAGUUGUCAAUGUUGAGAAGCCUCCUUGUUUCUUGCGUAAAUUCUCACCGGAUGGACGCUUCUUUAUUGCUUUUUCUUCAGACCAGACUUCUCUUGAGAUCUAUGAGUACCAGGGCUGCCAGGCAGCAGAGGACCUACUUCAGGGGUAUGAGGGGGAGAUCCUGUCCAACGGCAAUGACCAGCGGUCAGUCAAUAUCCGGGGCCGACUCUUUGAACGCUUUUUUGUCCUGCUGCACAUUACCAACGUAGCAGCCAAUGGCGAGCACCUGAACCGGGAGUGUAGCCUCUUCACAGAUGACUGCCGGUGUGUCAUUGUGGGCUCAGCUGCCUAUCUCCCGGAUGAGCCUCACCCUCCUUUCUAUGAAGUGUAUCGGAAUAGUGAAUCAGUGACCCCCAACCCACGGUCUCCUCUAGAGGAUUAUUCCCUCCAUAUCAUUGACCUUCACACUGGCCGCUUGUGUGACACUCGCACAUUCAAGUGUGAUAAAGUGGUCCUAUCACACAACCAGGGGCUGUACUUGUAUAAGAACAUCUUGGCCAUCUUGUCAGUGCAGCAGCAGACCAUCCAUGUCUUCCAGGUGACUCCCGAAGGCACCUUCAUUGAUGUGAGGACCAUUGGCCGCUUCUGCUAUGAGGAUGACCUGCUCACUGUGUCAGCUGUUUUCCCUGAGGUACAGCGGGACAGUCAGACAGGCAUGGCCAAUCCCUUUAGGGAUCCUUUCAUCAACUCCCUAAAACACCGGCUACUGGUGUACUUGUGGCGCCGGGCAGAACAGGAUGGUAGUACAAUGGCCAAGAGGCGCUUCUUCCAGUAUUUUGACCAACUGCGGCAGCUGCGCAUGUGGAAAAUGCAACUUCUGGAUGAAAACCAUCUGUUUAUCAAGUACACUAGUGAGGACGUUGUAACACUACGAGUCACAGAUCCAUCACAGGCAUCUUUUUUUGUUGUGUACAAUAUGGUGACAACAGAGGUGAUUGCUGUGUUUGAGAAUACGUCAGAUGAGCUUUUGGAACUCUUUGAGAACUUCUGUGACCUCUUCCGUAAUGCUACCCUGCACAGUGAAGUACAGUUCCCUUGCUCAGCUUCCAGCAACAAUUUUGCAAGGCAGAUCCAACGCCGAUUCAAAGACACUAUUAUCAAUGCCAAGUAUGGAGGGCACACGGAGGCAGUGCGCCGGCUACUGGGGCAGCUCCCUAUCAGUGCCCAGUCCUACAGUGGGAGCCCCUACCUUGAUUUGUCUCUCUUCAGCUAUGAUGACAAGUGGGUGUCAGUCAUGGAGCGGCCCAAGACUUGUGGAGAUCACCCUAUCAGGUUCUACGCCCGAGACUCUGGUCUGCUCAAGUUUGAGAUCCAGGCAGGCUUACUGGGCCGCCCCAUCAACCACACAGUGCGACGCCUUGUUGCCUUCACUUUUCACCCUUUUGAGCCUUUUGCCAUUUCUGUACAGAGGACUAAUGCUGAGUAUGUUGUCAACUUCCACAUGCGACACUGCUGCACAUAGGUGCUUCACCAAAGCCAGGUUAUUAUCUGGUCUUCCAAGACUUUGCCUCCCUCUUACUCAGUCAAUUCCAAAGCAAAAGCCUCUGACCACCAGCACUGUUCCUGUGAUUCCAGACUGGUAUGCCUCAAAUGAGACCGAGCAGAAGAGGUGUCAGGGUUAGGGGUGGGAGACGGAUCAGUGUAACUGAAUGGUUUUUUAUUGUAUACAAUCUAGUCACUGAUGGACUUCAAGUCCUCUUGCCUUUUCCCUGUGGGAAUGCCUAGCAUUAAUUAAGUUCAUUUAACUUUUGUUUUAUUUUGUGUUUUAUUGCUGUGAGAAGAGAGCAUUACACCUUACCCUUCCUAUCACUUCUUUGGCAUUGUGGUAUGCAGCCUAAAGCAGAUAGAUCUUGUUUACUCAUGAGAUCUAUAUACAUUCUUUCUACUUAGCCAACAAGCAGUGCCAUCUUUAAUAGCAAAAAAAGAAAAAUAAAACCUUGUUAUUUUCUUACUU
This is a messenger RNA of Orycteropus afer afer, 2223 nucleotides long. RefSeq names its product DET1 partner of COP1 E3 ubiquitin ligase (gene DET1). NCBI's taxonomy places the organism in Eukaryota, Metazoa, Chordata, Mammalia, Tubulidentata, Orycteropodidae. Gene Ontology annotation, biological process: positive regulation of proteasomal ubiquitin-dependent protein catabolic process; protein ubiquitination. Gene Ontology annotation, cellular component: cullin-RING ubiquitin ligase complex; nucleus. The record is from RefSeq and is a predicted model, not a curated record. Gene Ontology annotation, molecular function: ubiquitin-like ligase-substrate adaptor activity; ubiquitin protein ligase binding.